AUGCCCGAUACGCUGAGCUCUAUGGACGACCGCCGUCGCAGCUGGACCUCCUUAGCGUCUGGAGGUCCAGGCUUUAGGCCUAGGUCACCGUUCUCAAAGGUUUUUUCGAGUUCGAGAUCACGUUCGUCGUCGGUCUCGUCGGAUUCUACGAGUUCUUCGCAGGAUAGUCCGAGUCCGAGCGAGUCGCCGAUGGCACAGACCCUUCUACCGCCAUUCUAUAAUCGACCCCCUACGCCAUUGCCUCCGUCUCCGUCUCUUACAUCACUUCUUCGGCCUCCCUUUACACCUUCUCGUCCUGCGACACCGGACUCGUCGGAUAGCGAAGCUGCAAAUUCAAGCCGAAUAGCUCAGUCUACGCCAAGAGCUGCUCCGAAAGUACCAACCUACGAGUACUAUGGCUUCGUAUUAUACCUAACGAGCACGUUGGCAUUCAUGGUGUACCUGCUAUGGUCCUACCUUCCAGCUCCGGUUCUCCACUAUCUCGGAAUUCACUACUUUUACAACAGAUGGUGGUCAUUGGCGGUUCCAGCGUAUAUAGUCGCCAUAAUUCUAUACAUAUACGUGGCUUUGGCAUCUUACAACACGGAGUACAUGACAAAGCCCUUUACAUCCCUAGAGAAUAUUGUGGAUGAAGUGGCAAAGAUGGCUAUCGUCGAGAUCGAUGAAAGCAAACACCGGAAAUUCUUGAGAGGGGUGGAUAUGCAGGGUGAAGGAUAUGAAUCUAGCGGACUGCCUACCCCCGCGCGGUCUCGUCGAUCAAGUAGUAGUGCCGCUUACCAGCAGAAAACAUGGGAGUCUCUCGAUGAUGUUGUAGAACGGACUAUGCAUCCAGAUGGGGGACUUACAUCCCCCUCUACAUGCGGAGAGAAUCAUUCACCGAUUGAUAAAGUUUCUGGUUCUAUGAGUCGGAGAAAGAAGAAGCGGAAAAGCAAGAUGUUAUUUGGCAACCAAGUCAAAAUGCCAAAGGAGGAAGAGUAUGAAUUUAACAUUUCAAAUCAAGAACAGGCGGAUUAUCAAGAUGAAAGCUGGGACUGGAAGGAUUACUGGAGUACAGGAACUGAUGCAGUGAUGGAUAUACCCAUUGGUGGCGUUUGUGAAGUGCUUUAUGGAGAAGGGAGAGAUGACACAGACCCACUGAGACUUGAUCCCUAUUACUACUAG
Orbilia oligospora ATCC 24927 is the source of this 1161-nucleotide messenger RNA. RefSeq lists its product as uncharacterized. The record is from RefSeq and is a predicted model, not a curated record. The transcript has 3 exons. Lineage: Eukaryota; Fungi; Ascomycota; Orbiliomycetes; Orbiliales; Orbiliaceae. Bases 1 to 1161 code for a protein of 386 amino acids.